CCAAUCUAACGGUAUCUGCCGCGUUCCCAGGCAAGACGCGGACGAAGGACAAAUACCGCGUAGUCUACAGCGACCACCAGCGGCUGGAACUGGAGAAGGAAUUCCACUACAGCAGGUACAUCACAAUAAGACGAAAGGCUGAGCUAGCGCAGGCGUUGCAGCUCUCAGAACGCCAGGUAAAGAUCUGGUUCCAAAAUCGACGAGCUAAGGAACGCAAGACGAACAAGAAGAAAGACGAAAUCGUCUCGAAAAAUAUCGGCGAUCAGCACCAGCAGGUGGCGGUAGCGUCGCACGCACAAUUGCACACGCAACAUCAUCACCACUUGUAGUGAAACCGAGUUUUAUGCUCACGGUGGAAGGACGAGGUUUAAACGAUUCGUAUGAGACCUGAAAGAUAUUUGUAUAUUCAUCGCAAACGCAACGUUGACUCGUAUUAACUGAACUUCGGGGAGUGUGGCCAGCAAUUCUUCUGUGGCUAUAUUGAAUAUUCGCGGGUGUGGUGGCAUCACAGGUUUUUCUGUCAUUCGUGUAUUCGCAUGUUAGCGUAUUCCCUUCGAACCACUUUGCUCGACUGGCUUGUGAAACAA
Messenger RNA from Priapulus caudatus, 587 nucleotides. RefSeq names its product homeobox protein CDX-1-like. Gene Ontology annotation, molecular function: RNA polymerase II transcription regulatory region sequence-specific DNA binding; DNA-binding transcription factor activity, RNA polymerase II-specific. Gene Ontology annotation, biological process: embryo development; anterior/posterior axis specification; animal organ morphogenesis. Gene Ontology annotation, cellular component: nucleus. Lineage: Eukaryota; Metazoa; Priapulida; Priapulimorpha; Priapulimorphida; Priapulidae. The record is from RefSeq and is a predicted model, not a curated record.